CGUCGAUCCAGUCCCAUAUUCCAAUUUCACACCCCGUUCAGCACCACGACACCGACCCUCACGACGCGACAUGCACACUGAACGAGCCUCCACGCACUGCCAGUAGCAUUUGACCAACCGUUGACGGGGCCUGGGGUCCUCGCGACCCGGUGCCAUGAGCUCCCUCAAGCAGUUCAUCCGCAACGUGCGCGCGGCCAAGACGAUUGCCGACGAGAGGGCCGUGGUGCAGAAAGAGAGCGCAGCCAUCAGAGCCAGUUUCCGGGAGGAGGGCCACGAUCCUGAUAGACGGCGGAACAAUGUCGCCAAGCUCCUAUACCUGUUCACACUGGGCGAGCGCACACACUUUGGUCAGAUCGAAUGCCUCAAGCUGUUGGCCUCCCCGCGCUUCGCGGACAAACGUCUUGGCUACCUGGGCACGAUGCUGCUGCUUGACGAGAACCAGGAGGUGCUGACAUUGGUCACGAACUCAUUGAAGAAUGACCUCAAUCACAACAAUCAGUACAUCGUGGGCUUGGCUCUGUGUACACUGGGCAACAUCGCCUCUAUUGAAAUGUCGCGGGAUUUGUUUCCCGAAGUCGAGACCAUCUUGUCAUCAUCCAAUCCUUAUAUCAGGCGAAAGGCAGCUCUAUGCGCGAUGCGUAUAUGCAGGAAGGUUCCAGAUUUACAGGAGCACUUUCUGGACAAAGCAAAACUCCUGCUGAACGAUCGCAACCACGGCGUGCUACUGAGUGGCUUGACCCUUGUAGUAAGCAUGUGCGAAGCUGAUGAAGAAGAAGGCGGCGAACAAGGAGUGGUGGAUAUGUUCAGGCCGCUUACAGGAAGUCUUGUCAAAGUGCUCAAGUCCCUGUCACAAUCUGGAUAUGCCCCAGAGCACGACGUCACCGGAAUCACUGACCCGUUCCUACAAGUCAAGAUUUUGAGGCUACUCCGGGUUCUUGGCCGGGGCGAUCAACAGACGAGUGAGCAGAUCAACGAUAUCCUGGCGCAGGUCGCAACAAACACCGAAUCCUCCAAGAACGUUGGCAACUCAAUCCUCUACGAAGCCGUCUUGACCAUACUGGACAUUGAAGCAGAUUCUGGUCUUCGGGUGCUCGGUGUCAACAUCCUGGGCAAGUUUUUAUCAAACAAAGACAACAACAUUCGCUAUGUGGCCUUGAACACGCUGAUCAAGGUCGUUGCGAUCGAGCCAAACGCUGUGCAGCGGCACCGCAACACAGUGCUCGACUGCUUGCGUGACCCCGAUAUCAGCAUACGAAGACGGGCAUUAGACCUCAGCUUUACACUGAUCAAUGAAUCUAACGUACGGGUACUCGUCAGAGAGCUCCUUGCGUUCUUGGAGAUAGCAGACAACGAGUUCAAACCCAUCAUGACAUCGCAGAUUGGCAUUGCCGCAGACCGUUUUGCACCUAACAAACGGUGGCAUGUUGAUACCAUGCUCCGCGUACUGAAGCUGGCCGGGAACUACAUCAAAGAGCAGAUACUAGCAUCAUUUGUGCGACUCAUCGCGACCACGCCUGAUUUGCAGGCUUACUGCGCCCAUAAGCUUUACGCGGCACUUCGGGAGGACAUUAGCCAGGAGGGCCUCAACUUAGCAGGGGCCUGGGUGAUUGGGGAAUACGGGGAUGCUCUUCUUCGUGGUGGCUUCCAAGAAGAAGAAGAGGGACUGGCCAAGGAGGUGAGAGAGGGAGAGAUUGUUGAUCUCUUCGCUGCCAUACUCAACUCUAGUUACUCGGGGCAGAUCGUUACGCAGUACAUCAUUACAGCUGCGAUCAAACUCACGACGCGACUCCAGGAUCCGGCACAGGUGGACCGAUUACGAAGGCUGCUCCUGGGUCGCCAAGCCGAUCUGGACGUGGAGGUGCAACAAAGAGCCGUCGAGUAUGGCAACCUCUUUGGCUACGAGCAAGUACGACGUGGGGUGCUGGAACGCAUGCCAGCGCCAGAGAUUCGUGAGGAACAGCGCGUGCUCGGCGAGGCGACCAAGAAGCGACACAGCAAGCUUCCCUCCAAGAAAAAGCCUAGCCAAAUCACUGAGCAAGAUAUGCUUCUGGAUCUCAUGGGAGGAGAUUCUGGGAUGCCAAAUUCCGAUUCGGAUAUGACGUUGAAUGGAUCGCAGAAAUAUAAUGCUAAUCUUCUUGCUGACAUGCUGGGUGGGGCCGACUCUACUUCGCCUUCUCAGCACACUGCCUCUGCUGUGUCCAAUGGACAGUCACAGCCACAAAGCAGCAUGGAUUCCAUCAUGGACCUCUUCAGCUCACAACCCUCGGCGACUGCGAGCUCUGGCGUGUCCAACGACAUUCUGGGCGGCACAGGCGCGACACCACCAGCACACCUGGUUUACAACAAGAUGGAUCUCAACUUGACCUUCAGUGUACAACGCACGGCGCAAGCUGCUACAGUAUCAGCUCGGUUCCGAAACGACAGCGGGUUCGAAACAUUCACAGCACUCAAUCUCCAGGCUGCUGUGCCCAAGACACAGAAGCUGCAGUUACAGGCGAUUAGCACGUCCGAGCUCCAAGGCGGCCAAGAAGCCACGCAGCAAAUGCGUGUCACAAGCGUACAAGGUGCUCCGCCGGCGAAGUUGAGGCUACGUCUGAAAAUCACCUAUAGCAAAGGUGGAGGCGCUCCUGUGACUGAACAAGUGGACUGGUCCGAGCCCACGUAGUCUUGAGGAAACUGAUGCUCGGAGAGUGUUCUGGUGGUAGCUGUCCUGCGAAUUCAGCACAUUCGCAUGACUGAGUAUGACAACAGCCCACCAAAUACCGACUCGUUGUGGCGCCAAGGUACGAUGGUCCUCUUUGGCUGGUUGCCACACAAAAAGUAGUAGUAGUCAAUCAAGUAUUACUCACUGCAAUCGCUUCACCACUUAAUAACUUCCCAUCUCGGAUGAGAAUCGCACCACCACCCUCUUUCGUCCUAUCCUCGACUCUCUGGAAGAAAUGCAUCGAGAUCAAGCCAUUUUCGUCGCCUUCGCUCAGAAUGACACCAUUAUCGCUCCGCCAGAAUUUGAUCCCGGCCUGCAUUGCCUUGGCAAGAUCCAAAUAUAUCAGUAUUUUGCUUGACGCUCUGAUGCCCGAAAUCACUGGGAUUUCCUUUUCCUUUUCCUUUUCCUUUUCUUUCCCCUCUUUCCCCUCCCCAUCAUCAGUAUCAUCAUCAAUCAUCAUCGUAGUAGCAGUAGAAGUAGUAGCCUCCGUCGACUUGUUGUCUUUGUCAAAACCCGCAGGUAAUCCCGGAGCAAAAUGAAUAUGAUUUCUUCCCAUGGGUUUCAGUCCUCCCGACGCCACAAUCAGCUUCCAAGCAUUUUUCGUCGUGCCGUGAAUCGCCACUGCAGGGAUAUUAUUCUCUUCUGUUGCUGUGAUGGGUUGAAGAAGCUCUUGAUCUUGAAUAAUUUUUUUCAAACUGUGGCCUUGGUUGGCGCGAAUGAGAUAAUCGCUGGGGUUUUUGGACUCCUUUUCGUUUUCAUCUUCAUCAUCAUCUUUUGUGUCUGCAGAUUUUGAUCUCAACUUCAAUGUAAACCGCUGUUUAUCAUUCUCUCGCACACAUGCUCGCAAUUCGUCAAAAGUGACUUUGAGGGAUUUUAGAUUGCGAUUCUCGAGUACGUCGUGUACGUUGGCGAAACCCGCUGAGUCGAGGGUGAGAUGUUCUUUUUCGGCUCCGUGGCGGAGGAGCCAGGCGAUUUUUUUGGACACUUGG
Molecule: messenger RNA, 3693 nt
Organism: Sphaerulina musiva SO2202
Lineage: Eukaryota; Fungi; Ascomycota; Dothideomycetes; Mycosphaerellales; Mycosphaerellaceae
Product: AP-1 complex subunit gamma-1
Exons: 5
Coding region: 155-2665 (836 amino acids)
Biological process (GO): intracellular protein transport; Golgi to vacuole transport; receptor-mediated endocytosis
Cellular component (GO): membrane coat; Golgi apparatus; AP-1 adaptor complex
Molecular function (GO): clathrin-cargo adaptor activity
Source: RefSeq, a predicted model, not a curated record